CCGCGAUCAGCUGUUGUGAUGAAGCUGAAGGAACCUCGUCGUGUUGAGAUCAUCUUAUUCUGACCUCUUUUUGGACGCUUUUCGCAAAAGAUAUGAGUGCUCAGCUGGGAACCGUGGUUAUUGGGGGAGGCUCAGGGUUCAUAGGGACAGCCCUCGCAAAUAGUCUGAAAAGAAAGGGGUAUGACGUUCGCGUUAUUUCACGAAAGCCAGGACCUUGGAGAACUACAUGGAGCGACUUGAACAAAGUUGGAUUACCGGAAAAUACGACAGCAGUAGUUAGCCUGGCCGGGCAGAACAUUUUAGAUCCUUUGCGACGCUGGACGGAAGGUUUCAAGCAGAAUGUUUGGGCAUCACGUGUUAAUACUACACGGUACCUAGCACAAGCAAUCAUGGAAGCCAAGGAGAAGCCAAAAGUAUUUGUAUCGUCAUCAGGCGUCAGCUAUUAUACACCUUCUCAAGAUGUAGUAUACACAGAAGAAAGUCCUGGUGGAGACUACGACUUCCUCUCCAGGUUGUGUGUGGAUUGGGAGGCUGCCUCAGAUCUGCCCCCAGAAGCCAAUGUCAGGACAGCAAAAAUAAGGACAGGUGUUGUCCUAGGGCGGCAAGGAGGCAUGAUCCAGCAGUUGAUUUUGCCAUUCUUUCUGGGAUUGGGGGGACCCAUUUCUGAUGGCUUGCAGCCUAUGCCAUGGAUCCACAUAGACGACAUUGUGGGCCUCUACAUCCAUGCCAUUGAAUCAGAAAAUGUGGAGGGGCCAGUGAAUGGUGUUGCACCACAAAUCAUCAGCAACAAGGAGUUUGCACAAGCUUUUGGCAAAGCUCUGUGGAGGCCUGCCCUGAUUCCUCUGCCGAAGAUUGCCGUCAACCUCAUGUUCAGUCAGGACCGAGCCAAGAUAAUGACGGAGGGACAGAAGGUGGUGCCAAAGAAAGCACUGGAUACAGGAUAUGUAUUUAAGUACCCUGAUAUUGCAUCAGCUGCAAAACAAUUCUCGAAGUUGAUUUAUGCUGAUGAAAUAAUAUGAUCUUUCCUACAUAAGAUAAUAUCAAGAGGAUUGGCCUAGGUCUUUAGUAUUUAAUCAAUCUAUUUUGUUUCCAUUGCAAAUAUUCAGCAGUGUUUUAAAUGUAUGAAUUUAUAUGCAUAAGUGUAAAUAAUAAACCAUUGUUUUA
Penaeus chinensis is the source of this 1164-nucleotide messenger RNA. Its product is annotated as epimerase family protein SDR39U1-like. NCBI's taxonomy places the organism in Eukaryota, Metazoa, Arthropoda, Malacostraca, Decapoda, Penaeidae. The transcript has 6 exons. Bases 93 to 1019 code for a protein of 308 amino acids. The record is from RefSeq and is a predicted model, not a curated record.